This is a messenger RNA of Folsomia candida, 3323 nucleotides long. It is a transcript of the gene wfs1, whose product is annotated as wolframin. Gene Ontology annotation, biological process: endoplasmic reticulum unfolded protein response; calcium ion homeostasis. Gene Ontology annotation, cellular component: endoplasmic reticulum membrane. NCBI's taxonomy places the organism in Eukaryota, Metazoa, Arthropoda, Collembola, Entomobryomorpha, Isotomidae. Gene Ontology annotation, molecular function: protein binding. The record is from RefSeq and is a predicted model, not a curated record. Bases 415 to 3249 code for a protein of 944 amino acids. The transcript is spliced from 7 exons.
AGCUGUUCCAAACUCGGCUGCUGCAUGCAGUCUCAAACAGUAGUCGUGGGGUGCAUGAGGCAAGAGGAUUAUUAAACAUUUAUGUCUGUAAAGAAAACCAGUGUUCAAUUUUCACCAGUUUUUUUGUGUGUGCUGGUGAGGUGAACAAGUAGUGCUGUUUUCAUAUGCAAAUGAGACAACUCGGUCAAAGAUCUUCCCCAUCUACAAAAGCACUGAUCUGUCAUCCCAAAAACAAUUAAGUAGAUAUGCAAAUAGCGUAAAAAUUCUUAAGAAUCAAAGCAAAAUUUAUGUAGAACUGUGCAUAAGUACGUAAGAAGUGCGAGGAGACCCAAGUGUAGUUUGCAUUACAUUGCCUUGUGCUUAUUUAAGCUUAUUAUCAAUCUAUCCUGCAACCUUUUAUGCAUAGCUGCCUUUAUGGCAUGUCGAGUUAACCUGAGCAAGUCGAGAUCCAGGAAUGGAGGAGGUGAUGCUACUACUGGAAGCAAAAAUGGUAAUGCUAAAAUCACUAGUGGAUUCAUCGCCCGAGGAAAUUUAACAAGCCCAAACAGCGCCAGGCAUAUUCACUGCUUUCAUAAUAAUCAAGAACAGCAGACUAUCAAUUCACCUGCAUUUUCAACGCGUGCACCGUGCAAAACACCGUACAAAUCCCCGAUACAGUUGCAAAAUUCUCUUCCACCUGGAUGGACAUUAACAGCAAGUUCAUCUAGCACGACGACUGUAACUACCACGAUUAUUGCAGAAAAAUCAACAUCUUCAUUUGGCCAGGAAUCCAUUCAAAACAAAGAAGGCAUAAUAAUGGCUGGAGAUAUUCAUGUUGUGGACGGAAAGAGGGCAAGUCGAAGGCACUGGACGCUAAGAGAUCGAUCGGCAAUGAGUGUCCACUUCCUAAAGACAAACUUGGCCGAGGACGGGUGCGAAGAGGCGCAACUGGACUUGGGGAAAAAAUUACUUCAAGAUAGUAAAGACCCGGAGUUACUAGAAAGCUCUCAAAGAGAAAACUCUCGAAUGGCUAUUUAUUGGUUGGUGAAAUCGUCGGAUCAAGGGAAUGAAGAUGCAACUAACCUCCUUAAAGAAUGUCUGGAUUCUGGACAAUCGGGAAUCACGGCUCAAAAUUAUCCCGAUGUUAUAACAUGCAUAAAAACUCCAACUAAUGAAAAGCUGACGUACAAGGCAGCUAGACUUUUGUAUUCUAAACUUAAUAAUGGAGAAAAAUUCAUCACAACCACGCAACUGCUUGCAAGAAUUCAAUCAGAAAAUCGAAAAGUGAUACGCUUUGCAGAUGAAGACGAUGACGAAUCUAAUGAAAACUCCCUCGACAGCACUUUCGUUGAAGGGGACGACGAGGAUGAUGAAGAUAGUUUGCCAAAUGUGGGACUUAAUGAAACAUUUACAUUUCCAAAUUGCAGGUCGAAAUCUCAAUCCCCAGAAACAAAAAGUGACACAAACAAGUCAUCUCGACGGUGUCAAUUAAAUUUCUCACACUCGAAUCAAGAUGGUAUCAAGCUGACAAUGGAUUGUCUGCUACGAUGUGCUUCGAAAUUUAAUGCUGGUGAAAAUCCGACGCCAUCCAUCGAUAGGAAUCACCACAGAAGACCAAGACACGACUGGAAAUUUGGAUCUCAACUUAAUGCAUUUUUCUUGCAACUUUUAAUACUUUGCGUCAUGACGAAAACCAUUAGCAUUAAAGUGGGAGUGAUACUAGGAGCGUCACUUUUAUCUCUGUGGGCGUCGUUCAACUUACUUGGCUGGAGAAAGCGUUACUAUAAUUUUAAUGAUUGGAGCAAAGUUUUUGGAAGCGUCCACACCACGUGGUUUGAUACAGAUGCUAAAGAUCGUCUCAUUGCCAAUUCACUCGUUCCAUAUCUCAGUACUUUAAUAUUCUCAUCUGCCACUCUGUUUUACGUGGAUGGAUUACGCACGGUCAAAAUAGUCAUUUCGGGUCUAGUCAUUUUUACACUGAUUUAUACUAAUGGACCAGGUUUUCACCUCUCUGCACUAAAAUUAAUUGCGUUUGUCACAAUUGUCAAGUUGGGGUCGUCCAUAAAUUAUAUCCUUUCGUUCUGCAUUUAUUAUGUGGAAUUCGACGAGAAUCUACUCGAGUACUUGACACCAUGGAUGGAAAGUUUGAAGACCGUUACCCUCUAUUGUGGAGUUGAUCUAUCCUCAGUUACUAUGAACCGUUGUAUUCCAGCUAUCCAAAUUGUUGCCAUUCUCUCUUUACUCAUGGGUAGUCGACGACACAUAUUGCAGAAAACUUUACCUGAAUUUCUGGUUGCACUUUGGAUUACAGAAAUAUUUGACAUUUCUAUCAAGUUACAAAACGAAAUUUUGUAUGUAUGGAUUAGUUUACUGACCAGUGUAGCAAUUACUGCAAUCAUGUUGAUAAUUCACUCUCAGUGGGAUCACUGGAAAAUGAUAAUUUCGAUCUUCCUUGUAAUGAUAACGGGGUCCGCAUUGGCCGCAUUGAUUGCCAGUUCAGAUCCGGAAAAUCAUAUGAUGAUUUCUAAAAGUUUACAAUUGUUGUACAACGACGAAGCAACUGUGCAUAAAGGGGUCACGGACAUUGACACUCUGACCCACCUAGAAUGGGACGAUUAUGACUCGAAUUGUCACCGACAAGCUUGGAAGACUCGCACACCAGCUUUCACUCAACUCUUUUGCUCUACUAAAUAUGGAAAUGUCCCAACUGCUGUGCGGUGGAGAGGUCGUGUUUCCGUUGUGAAAGUUCGAGAAAUGUCGACAUCUGCUAUUCGUGACGUGGCCUUCGACAUAAUCGUUAACUUAAUGCCGUCUGAAACCAGCAGUGAAAGUGGUCAUUCAUGGCAACAAUACCUCUCUGGAGGUGAACACCAUCAGCAAUCCCCUUCACCAGCCAUGCUCCUCAUUUCCACCGCAGAUAUCAUGAAACACGACAUGAAACAAAAAGCAAUAGACUUAAUCGUGAGUCUACGACCAGGAGAUAAAAUUGAGUUUCAUGGCGUUCUAAACCCGGCCGCAGUUGGUGGACUGAGACCUGAAAUCGACAAUUUGCAAAGCAUCAAAUGCUUAGAAUGCAAUUCCUUUCACGUCGAGGAAUUCUUUUUUCGUAAUAAAAACCUCCAGAAGACUCUCCAUCACUCUGACGGGAAAAAAUUCAACGAGUCUAAUUAUUCUUCAUUCCUGUCUGCAAUCAAUCAAUUGAAAAAUUUUUUUAUUGAAUUAAUUGACACUGUGAAAUCAAAGUCCAACAUUACUGCAUUUACGUUUUGAACAUAUUUUUUAAAUUAUUACAAAAAAGCUUAAAAGCGAAUAAAUAAAUACAUAUUUAAGCUCUUUAUUUCCUA